AAGCCUCUUUACUUUAUUCCUUUCACGCACUAUUGUGUUAAUAUUAUUGUUCUAGUUUAACUACUACAAAACCAACCACCAACCACUACUAUUAUUAUUAUUAAAAUGUCCAUCAAGAAGAGUACUCUAUCUGCACAAACUCUCUCCACCAGAGGAGGCGGAUCAACCACUUCCAAGAAGAAGAAUGUAAAAAUUAAUUCCAAUGAUGAGAUGAAGUUUUUGAUGGAAAUGAGCAAGAAGAAUGAAAAGGAAAGCUCAAAGUCUGUUCAACCAACUAAAAAUCAUCCAAACAAACAAAAAGUAUGGCCAACUGAACAAACUCAACCUGAACCAACUGUACCAAUCAAGUAUUUGUAUAAGGACGGAAAGUUUCCAGAGGGAGAAAUCUGUGAAUUGGGACAAUACGAUUACAAGACCAAGAGAUUUCAUCCUUCUGAGUUGAAGCCUGGUGCUGAAGAAAGAGAUGAAAAGUUGCAAGAACGUCUCAAGGAAGCAAGACAUGCAGCUGAGGUUCACAGAACUGCCAGAAAAUGGUUCAAGGAUUCAGUUGUUAAACCUGGAAUGAAGGUUAUUGAUGCAGCUGAAAUGUAUGAAGCAAAGGCUAGAGAAUUGUUGGAAGCUGACAAGAAGAAGAGUGGACUUGCUUUUCCAUUGGGUUGUUCCAUCAAUCAUGUUGCUGCUCAUUAUUCACCAAAUGGUGGAGAUGAAACCGUUAUUGGAAAGGAUGAUGUUAUCAAGUUUGAUUUGGGAACUCAUGUAAAUGGAACCAUUAUUGAUUCUGCAUUUACCAUGUGUUGGAAUGAUCAAUAUCAACCAUUAUUGGAUGCUGUCAAGGAAGCAACAAACAUGGGUGUCAGAACAGCUGGCAUUGAUGUUAGAUUGGGAGAUGUUGGAGCUGCCAUUCAAGAAGUAAUGGAAUCUUAUGAAGUUACUAUUAAUGGAAAGACUCACAGAGUUAAAAGUAUUGAAAACUUGUGUGGACACUCAAUCGAAAGAUAUCGUGUCCAUUCAACUAAAUCAGUUCCAAUCGUUGCUUCUCCAGACAAUACCAAAAUGGAAGAGAAUGAAUUCUUUGCAAUUGAAACUUUCGGUACUACUGGUAAGGGAUAUGUUGUUGAAGAAGGUGUAUCCUCUCAUUAUGGAAGAGAAUUCACCUACCAUGGUGAUGGCUCUGAGUUGAGAAAUAAGGAAUCCAGAGAGUUGCUCAAGGUUAUCAAUGAUCAUUUUGGAUCCAUUCCAUUCUGUCGUAGAUAUUUGGACAGAACCGGUCAAAAGAAAUAUCUUGUUGCUCUUCGUGAUUUGGUUAAUAAUGGAAUUGUUCAUGAAUAUCCACCAUUUGUAGAUGUUAAGGGAUGUCAUACUGCUCAAUUUGAACAUACCAUCUUCUUGAGACCAACCUGCAAGGAAGUAUUGAGUAGAGGUUCUGAUUAUUAAGAUUUCAUUUUCCUCUAUGCAUUCCAAAUAUUUGUAACAGUUAGCUAUAGUAAUAAAGUUAGUUUGGAUGAAAAAUAAUUGUUUCUUAUUCAUAAAUGGGUUUAAACUUAGCCAUACUGGAUAUGAAAAAAUAUUAAACAUUCAAUUGAAUUACCUAAUAAGAGAGUUACUAUAUAUUUAACUUGAAACUACAGUUAUUUUGAAAUUUGCCUUCCAAGUUCCAAGUUUUACAAUUCUUUAAAUUGCAAAAACAACACUAACUACCAAUAGCAAUAAGAAAUCAAUAUUAAACUCUCAUAUUUCGUGGCAGUUUACAAUGAUAGGAACUAUAAUGAUUGGAUGAAAUUAUUGUUUUGAACCACAUUCAGAAUUGUAUGAAUAAAAAAAUACAAAAGGGACAGCACUUAUUAAGGAAGCAGUUCAUUAUGAUG
Naegleria gruberi is the source of this 1865-nucleotide messenger RNA. Its product is annotated as methionine aminopeptidase. NCBI's taxonomy places the organism in Eukaryota, Heterolobosea, Eutetramitea, Acrasida, Naegleriidae. Gene Ontology annotation, biological process: proteolysis. The record is from RefSeq and is a predicted model, not a curated record. The transcript has 2 exons. Gene Ontology annotation, molecular function: metalloaminopeptidase activity. Bases 106 to 1434 code for a protein of 442 amino acids.